AUGUGGCCUAAUCUCAAACGACUAUCUCUUGAAAGGGUAACAUUCGAGGCGGGGACAUUUGAGGAUAUGAUUGGGGGAUGCCCUUUGAUCGAAAUCCUCGAAAUUCAAUUUUUCUAUUGGGAUAUCAUGCAAACUCGUUCCGAACAAACCAAGCGAUGCAUGCAUAAGCAAAUGAAGAUUACCAAUCUUCAUAGACUUAAGCAACUUAAGGUUGGGCUAAAAUUUGAUCAACCUGAAUACCGGAAUCUCAAAAGUUUGACCUUGCGUCACGGAAACGACCACGAUUUGUCAAUUGAUGAUGGCUGGGCGCACAAAUUCCCGCAACUCGAAGAGUUGUCCAUUGAAGGUUAUAAGAACUUGCGCACGUUCAAGGUGUCAAGUCCUUCCUUGAAGAAAAUACGACUGGUGGACAUUUGCCAACUGAAGCAGGCUCACUAUGAUGUGCCUAAUGUUACUAUUAUGGAAUAUGAAAACUAUAUAUGCUACAAUUCUUAUGGUGGGCUCGUGUUUCCCAAGUUCUCAUUUAAUGUUGUCAACCCCGAAUGUAAUUUUCGCAUUAAGUUAGGACACAAGACGGACGUGGAUGAUUCAUGGUUAGUCGAAUUGAAGGAAUUCGUUACUAAUCUCGAACCAUCUAAAACUUCUAUGAGCGUUGAUUUCACUGGAGAUGUGGGGAAUCAGAAUUGGUAUACGGGUUCUUCAGCAUCACCUCGAGCAUUUCUUCAUGGUAUUUUUUGGAUGUUCAAACCUCAAACCAUAACAUUCCGGCACAAAUGGUUACUCGAUGAUGAAUAUUACAAGAUAAUGUAUCAUAUUAUGGUGUUGAGAAUUGAUCUUGCAGGUCUUUGUAAUUACCAGCUCUCCAAGUUGUGGAAUGUGAAAAAAAUAACUACCUUACCACACACUUUUAAACACGGUAUUUACAGCACAAACUUCUCAAGAAAAAGGACACGAUAUCAACUGUCUCAGCCAUUGCCCAACCGUGAGAAAUUUCUGGAGCUUUUGAAGGAAUCAUUCGAUCAUAUGAGAUGUAAGGAGACGGAGCAUGGCGGAAUAACUGUUAGCUUCAAUCUGGAAUGGAAAAAUCUGUGA
Oldenlandia corymbosa var. corymbosa is the source of this 1092-nucleotide messenger RNA. NCBI's taxonomy places the organism in Eukaryota, Viridiplantae, Streptophyta, Magnoliopsida, Gentianales, Rubiaceae. The record is from the annotation of a GenBank genome assembly.